Molecule: messenger RNA, 1372 nt
Organism: Lepisosteus oculatus (spotted gar)
Lineage: Eukaryota; Metazoa; Chordata; Actinopteri; Semionotiformes; Lepisosteidae
Gene: rsu1
Product: Ras suppressor protein 1
Molecular function (GO): protein binding
Source: RefSeq, a predicted model, not a curated record
UAUAAAGACGCUGAAAAAAAAAACAUUUUCUGAUUGGGUGCAGUUCCUCAUUUCGACUGUAUUUACUAUGGGAUACAGACGAAAUGAAUCUGAUUGGAUCAUAUGAGAGAAAAUAUUCAUAUCCUUUGGCAUUCCAGAGUCUCUGCCCGGCUGAGGAAGUGUCCUUUUAGGGAAUGUGGACAAUUUCACAACGCAUAGACUGACUUCCGUUUGGGUUGGGUGUGCGUCUGUUAGGGUUCUGUUCUGUGUUUGGUAAACGUACAUUUUUAGCUCAGACAUAUAUAUAUAUAUUUGAGAACGUAAUAUAAUUCCGAUUUUAUUGACUUCUUUUAUUUGGAUACAACCGAGAAACAAGAAGAUGUCGAAGUCUUUAAAGAAAAUUGUGGAAGAAAGUCGAGAAAAGAAUUUGCCCGAAGUAGAUAUGUGUGAUAGGGGAGUCUCCAAUAUGCUGGACAUCCCUGGUCUCUUCACCUUAUCUAACAUCACUCAGCUGGUCCUCAGUCACAAUAAACUUACAACUGUUCCACCAAACAUCGCUGACCUGAAGAACUUGGAGGUGCUAAAUUUCUUCAACAACCAAAUAGAGGAGCUUCCCACACAGAUCAGCAGUCUUCAGAAACUCAAGCACCUCAACCUGGGUAUGAACAGGCUGAGCACUCUGCCACGAGGCUUCGGUUCCCUGCCUGCGCUGGAAGUCCUGGACCUGACGUACAACAACUUGAAUGAGUCUUCACUGCCAGGAAAUUUCUUCUAUCUCACCACCCUGCGUGCACUCUAUCUCAGUGACAACGACUUUGAAAUCCUACCUCCAGAUAUCGGGAAGCUCACGAAGCUGCAGAUACUCAGCCUUAGGGAUAAUGACCUGAUUUCCCUGCCCAAGGAGAUUGGGGAACUGACUCAGCUCAAGGAGCUCCACAUUCAAGGCAACCGACUCACUGUUCUCCCCCCCGAACUGGGUAACCUGGAUCUGACAGGGCCCAAACAGGUGUUCAAGGCAGAGAACAACCCAUGGGUCACCCCCAUCGCAGACCAGUUCCAGCUGGGAGUCUCUCAUGUCUUUGAAUAUGUUCGCUCAGAAACCUACAAGUAUCUUUAUGGGAGGCACAUGCAAGCCAACCCAGAGCCUCCAAAGAAGAGCAACGACAAGUCAAAGAAGAUCAGCCGCAAGCCUUUGGCAGCUAAAAACAAAUGAGGUCACCAAGUGUGUCCUUGCAUGUGCCUUGUCCUUUUCUGUUAAUCAAGUAUUGUUUUUCGUUCUUUGUUUUCCUUUUUACACCUUGUGUUUCGAGACCUAUGCUAACCUGUUGCUAACCUGUAUGCACCACACACUUAUCAGUUUUGUUUUUGCCAUAUUAUCUUAUCUCACUAAGUG